This is a messenger RNA of Chaetomium globosum CBS 148.51, 1965 nucleotides long. RefSeq lists its product as uncharacterized. Lineage: Eukaryota; Fungi; Ascomycota; Sordariomycetes; Sordariales; Chaetomiaceae. Gene Ontology annotation, biological process: regulation of transcription by RNA polymerase II. The record is from RefSeq and is a predicted model, not a curated record. Bases 1 to 1965 code for a protein of 654 amino acids. Gene Ontology annotation, cellular component: nucleus. The transcript is spliced from 2 exons. Gene Ontology annotation, molecular function: RNA polymerase II cis-regulatory region sequence-specific DNA binding; DNA-binding transcription factor activity, RNA polymerase II-specific.
AUGGCGGCGCUUCCCAGCAUGGGAGCCCUCUAUAUCUCCUCGCCGGAGCAAGUGUCCCGUUCAAGUGCGUCUUCGGAUUCAGCCCAGGCGGACCACCAACUUGUUGCCGGGAUGGGCGCGCUACAGAACCCCGACAAUGGCGGCCAUCGGGCCUACAUCCCAAGUCUUUGGAAUGGCUGUCUGGGAUCGCAGACUAGCAGCGACGAUUUGGAUAAUUACGCACUUCACGGCUCUCCCGCGCUCAGCAGCCUCCCUCAGACAGCUAGCUCAAAUCAGUCCUCUCCGCGCAGUUGGGAUUCGCCAGAGCAGCUCGGCCCAACGCCGUGGGAAGCAGCAACGGAGCAACUCCACAGCCGGUAUCCUGGACUAGACUCGCAGCUCCCCGGCUACCUUUCCAGCAACGACAUCCCAACAUCCUUCUCCUCUGAUGGCAUGCCGUUGGUGGCGCCCCAAUCCUUCGACGGAGCAGACAACGACUACCAACGUGCUCGAAGCCAAACCGAGCCGUACCCAGCCGGGUAUCACACAUCACCAAGAGACGGAUACCCUUCAACCCCCGAGAGCGGAAACCCGUUGUCGCCCUGCAGCACGACACUCUCAAUGCCGAUGGAUGACAUAACAAUUUGCUUGGAUGAUGAUGUGGACAGCCAAGCUCCGACGCUGGUCAACAUUGGCCCGGAGACCCGGCCUCGCAACAAGAGAAGCUCUGCUCCACAGGUCCAACCCGGCGGAGGGAAACCCGAAGAACCUCCAUACGCCCAGCUCAUCUACCGCGCAUUCCUGAGCACACCGCGGCAAGCCAUGACUUUGCAGGAGAUCUACCAGUGGUUCCGCGAGAACACGGAUAGGGGCAAAAGCGCCAACAAGGGCUGGCAAAACAGCAUCCGACACAACCUGAGCAUGAACCAUGCGUUCACCAAGCGCGAUCGUAGGAACAGCACCACCACGGCCGAUACAAAAAACGGGUCCGCGAACCCUACUACUCACGCCGAGACAAAGAAGUCGACCGAGUGGUUCCUCGAACCCUGGGCUGUCGCAGGCGUGCAGAGCACAACGCGCUACCGCAAAGACAACCAAUCCCGGCGCAGCGCCACCAGCCACGCCGGGCUCUCCUCGCGCGUGUACCGGAGCUACCCCGCCCACCACCACCAUUCGUUCGGCAGAAAGGGAGGCCGGAUUCCCCGCGGCAGCCGCCAGUCCCUCCGCAGCAACAGCAGCGCCGCCUCCACCCAACCUCAGUUGCAACACUACCACUUCCCCCCUUCGCCCCACCAACAAAGUGCCACCAGAGGUCCAUUCCUCCACCUCAUCAACGACCCUUCCUUAUCCCCUUCUCCCUAUGGCGGGCCGACGUCCUUCUUCCACCACAGCCCUACUGUCCAAGCCCCGAGCAUGGACCGGGCCAGCAGCGGAACAGAGCUCAACUACAACUACCCCGACCCGCAACUCUUCCCAUCCCACACAUCACCCGCCUUAACAACCACAACAAUGGCCCGCGCCUCCAGCGAUCCCGGCACCGCAUUAAACGAGCCCGUCACACCGGAACCGCUGCCUCUCCUCCACCACCACCACUCCCCCUACGGCCAGCUGCUCCCCGACCUCCGUGGCAGUGCCGGCGGCGUCGUGUCCCCGCCCCCGGGGAAUUACCACCACCACCAUCACCACCACAGCCACAGUGCCUCCCACGGCGCUGAGACCCACGGCCUACCGUUUGUCACGCCCAACGGCUACCCCCUAACAAUGCCGGAGGUGUAUGCGGACGCGAUGGACACGGAUGGCGGCGCCUAUCAUCACCAGCAGCAACAGCAGCUCCAUCACCACCACCUUCAGCAACAACAGCAGCAGCAAGUUCAGGGCUGGGUGGCUACUGCGAGUGGGGUUGCGGGGUUAGAGGGUAUGGGGCAAUGUGGAGAGGACGGCGUUACGGUGCCUGCUGCAGGGUACACGCUGGGGCAGGGGUUUUGA